Molecule: messenger RNA, 1918 nt
Organism: Pecten maximus
Lineage: Eukaryota; Metazoa; Mollusca; Bivalvia; Pectinida; Pectinidae
Exons: 5
Coding region: 51-740 (229 amino acids)
Source: RefSeq, a predicted model, not a curated record
CCGAGGUGGACAUGCGCAGCGGGUCACAGUAGAGGCUAACGAUAGGAAAGAUGGCAGCGGUGACGAUUCUGGUAUCCGUUCUCUUACUCGUCGGUGGGACGGUCGCUGAUCCGUUCCCGCAAAAGUGUACACCGAAGGGAGACUUGCUUGUAUGUCCCAAGAGUGUGAUUGUAGCUUCCUCCUCGGACACCAUAGAGGCGACGAGGAUCACAUUCGAGCGAUUGAGGUUUUUCAACCUCACUAGAGAGCAGACGCCUAAUGUGACGUUCAUAGGGGUGGCGAGGACCAACCUCGAUUGUUCGUCGUUCAAAGACUUCCCCAUUGUUUUUCUAAACAGCAUUCCAUGCGAGUUCAAUUCAACGACGACGACGGAAAGAGAAAGUACACCAACAGUGACAGACAAAACUAAAAUGGUUACCACGACGACUGUGAAAUCGACCUCGACGGUUUUAACAAGGAGGACAUUGAAAACGAGAAAGCCCUUUCCUCAGCCGAAAACAUGGAGAGUCACCACCACCGCUAGCACCACCACCACCACCGACCCAGGUAAUUUGACGUGGCCGGAUAUUACAUCACUGCCGCCGGUCCCCCGGGACUUGUCCACGACGAUGAGGACAACCGACUCUCCGCUCAGGAACAGGAUCAGAGAUUUAACCAUAGUAAUUGCUGUUCUUGACGGUGGCCGUUGUGCUUUUAGGGCUAGUGGGACUGCUGCUCGCGCUUCGUCGAGGAUGUGGUAGAGUAUGUAAGAAAAGGAGGAAACCUAAUUUGAAAACGAAACCACUUCAGGCGGAAACUUUAUAUUGGAACGCUUUUUCUAUUGACGACGAAGAAGAGAACACAACACACAUGGAACUGCAGGAAUCUCCCCGGAGACGACGAUUUAAAGACAAGAAAUGCUGAAUUGUAUGUAUGAUGUAUCUGCUCAUGCGUGGUGUACAUGAAUUAGCAGGUACUAGUACCGGAUGCAUAUCUGAGUUAGCGGAUACUGUACGAGUCUAUAUGUAAGUUCGAUGUAUCUGAAUGUGUAGAUACCGUAUCAUUAAGUUCGAUGUAUUUGAAUGCGUAGAUACUGUAUGUAAGUUCGAUGUAUCUGAAUGUGUAGAUACUGUAUGUAAGUUCGAUGUAUCUGAAUGUGUAGAUACUGUAUCAUUAAGUUCGAUGUAUCUGAAUGCGUAGAUACUGUAUGUAAGUUCGAUGUAUCUGAAUGUGUAGAUACUGUAUGUAAGUUUGAUGUAUCUGAAUGUGUAGAUACCGUAUCAUUAAGUUCGAUGUAUCUGAAUGUGUAGAUACUAUAUCAUUAAGUUCGAUGUAUCUGAAUGCGUAGAUACUGUAUGUAAGUUCGAUGUAUCUGAAUGUGUAGAUACUGUAUGUAAGUUUGAUGUAUCUGAAUGUGUAGAUACCGUAUCAUUAAGUUUGAUGUAUCUGAAUGUGUAGAUACUGUAUCAUUAAGUUUGAUGUAUCUGAAUGUGUAGAUACUGUAUGUAAGUUUGAUGUAUCAUUAAGUUCGAUGUAUCUGAAUGUGUAGAUACUGUAUCAUUAAGUUCGAUGUAUCUAAAUGUGUAGAUACUGUAUCAUUAAGUUUGAUGUAUCUGAAUGUGUAGAUACUGUAUGUUAGUUUGAUGUAUCUGAAUGUGUAGAUACUGUAUCAUUAAGUUCGAUGUAUCUGAAUGUGUAGAUACUGUAUCAUUAAGUUUGAUGUAUCUGAAUGUGUAGAUACUGUAUGUAAGUUCGAUGUAUCUAAAUGUGUAGAUACUGUAUCAUUAAGUUUGAUGUAUCCGAAUGUGUAGAUACUGUAUCAGUUUGUAUGUAUGUAUGUAUGUAAGUAUGUAUGUAUGUAUGUCAGUGUGUACGUGUUUGAAGAUACAAAUAGGGUGUGCGCGAUAGCGACUGAAUGUUAUGUAGUGAUGAAAAUAAA